CCGGGUUUCCCGCAUCAGCACAUAGAGCGCGCGUCACUCGGUUCCUCCGCUCCGGCUGUAAAACACCGCAUUACUGCACCAGAGUCCCGGAGACACUGCGGGACACACACACACACACACACACACGCGCGCGCGAGGGACAGACACGAAGAGGACACACGCACAGGGGACAUACAGGCGGAGGACACACGGGCGGAGCUCGCGCUCCGGGACAGAACAGAGAAACCGGACAGAGCGCGCGCAAGGCCAAAUGGAGUGACAAAAGGGAUUCCUCCAUUACCGUCCUGAAGACCUGCAGCUCCAGGAAUUCUUAUCCCUCAUCUCACCUUGGUUUCUUUCCUCUGUGUCCACGCUGUUGCGCGAGAUCUCUUUGUGUUGUUCCGGAGGACAUUCGAUGGCCACCAUGUCCUCCAAAGCGCCCAUCUACCUGAAGCGCAGAAGCCGCAAAGGCAAGAAGGAAAAGCUGCGGGACCUGCUCUCGUCCGACAUGAUCAGCCCCCCGCUGGGUGACUUUCGCCACACCAUUCACAUCGGGAGCGGCGCCGGUGGCGACAACGUCUUCGGUGACCUUUCCUUCCUCCAGGGCAAGUUUCACCUGUUGCCCGGGCAGCAAGGUCAACAAGGGGCAGUUCCGUGGAGCUGCGCUGCUGCCGCCGAGAGUUCGCCACUCCUCAAGAAUGCUCUCUCGCUCCCUGUUAUUGGAGGGGUCCAGGCACUUACGCUUCCAUCCUCUGCCCCCGUCGCAUCGCAGGCUCUCAACCCUGCCACGGCUCCACCCCCAAAACCUCCCAGACUGCACCUGGAGUCACCUCACACGUCGCUUCCUGGCUCUCCGAAGCACUUCCCUGACCAAAAGCCUUGCCUUGUAACGGAGGAAAAGGGAAUCGAGAAAGACGCAGAGCACUCGUAUCUGUCUCAUGCCGGCUCUCUGCUCUCGCUACACCUCGACCUGGGGCCGUCUAUCCUAGAGGACGUCCUGCAGAUCAUGGACACCCAAAGGAUGGGAGGCAUCGCUGGAGGAUUCACGUCAAAUGGACGACAAGAGGUCUACACCUAGGACAUUUCAACUGGUUUUUAUAAUUUUUAACACCUUUAUUUGUUCCCUUGAUUUUUGGAUUGGACAGAAACUUUUUGAUUUGUCCUUGAAAUUGUUACAGACUCUUUUACGCUAUGAGCGUUCAAGGCUACAUCGGGGUGUUUUUUUCUUUUCCUCCUUCCUCAUUGGAGAUAUUGGGAGAAAAAAAGUUCACAAAUUGUAUAACUUCCAGGACUUCCUUGUCCUUGAGCCACUUAUUACACAGUAAUUCAUCUUUUAGACCAGAUCUACAACCUGGAUGGUGAUAUCUUACGCAGUGUGUAUGUGUGUGUGUACGGAUCAAUUUUUUUUUUACCUCCAGUUGAUGGAUUAACUGCAGCAGAAGAUAAACGACUUUCUCUCAGCACUGAGAAUGACAUCACCUCCUCUCUGUUGCCAGUUUCUGAACAAAUACCCGCACCUCGCUCAAUGUUUUUUCUUCAUUAGACGUUCUCGUAUGAUGUCCAAGAACUACGAAUAAGGAAAGGUAUCUUAGUUAAAGACCAUGAGGGAAAAAAACACAGGCGAAACAAAUGUGGCUGAACAAUGUAUGUCUUCCAUCUUAGAGAAAAAGGACUUGGAACGAUGCACCUUUGGCUUUGCUGGAUGUUUCUGCACUCCCUCAGGCUGGGACAGUUGAUCCCUGUUCUCGAGUUCGAGCCUUUUUUAUACGGAGGCGCCAGGAUCCGUUCGUCAACGAAACCACGGUUCGGGUUUCCUUUUCUUUUCUGAACCCCCUGGAGAAUUUUCCUGUUAGCAUAUUCGGGGUGUGAGGGUCAAAUUCCAAGCGAUUCAUUUUUUCUUUUGCUGAAAUUGUUUCCCGAAGUGUGACUGUAAAUUUACUGGCUGUGGUUUCUUUAUCAAAUGUCGCACCUCCUGAAAAUCUGUUUUUUUAGGAAGACAUUUGUUUUUAUCUUUUACUUUUCAGUUUGUUUCAAACGGAACAAAUCCAUACCCUCAUAUUCGACUGUGAAAGCAAGCAAAAAAUAUAACCUACAUCAAGGAUGGUGAAAUGUGAUUGUUUUUCCUUUUAGGCACUGUCUUAUAGGGGGAAGUGGUAGCUCAGUGGUUAAGGCUCUGGAUUAACAUUUGGAAGGUUGGGGGUUCAAGCCCGGGUAUCGCCAAGCUGCCACCGUUGGGCAUUUGAGCAAGACCCUUAACUCUCUGUGCUCCAGGGGCACUGUAUCAUGGCUGACCCCAGCCCCUUAACAUCGCUAGGAGAUGUACAUGCGAAAAGUAAAAAGCACCUUUACCAUUAAAUGUAGUUUGGAUUGGAUGGUCACAAAUUCAAAUUCUAGCACCACCUAGCUGCCACUACUGGGCUCCUAAGCAAGGCCCUUAACCCCUGCUCAGUUGUAAAUCACUCUAGAUAAAAGUCUCUGCCAAAUGCCAUAAAUGUAAAUAGUAAAUAAACAAACAGGAUUCCAUUUGGCACAAUCGAGUAACUUCUACCUGAUUUUCUUUCUCUAGUUACUCAAGUACCAAGUAACCAAGCACCUUUUUUAACCGUCAAGAUGUCGACAGGAAGUGUGGAAGGUGGUAGCUUAGUUAAGCUCAGCUUAGACAUGCCUUAACCCCAUAGCGGCUCAGUUGCAUGAAUGAGAUAAAACAUAAGUUGCUCUGAAUAAGGGCGUCUGCCGAAUGCCAAUAACGUGGGUGGUUCGGUCAGUUGAUUAUUAAUUCGAUUUUGUGCUCAAUAAAGCAAUACAACCCUCUGGUGAAAGGUAAAGAUCAUGCAAGGUCAUGUGACUCACGGAGUAGAUUAUUGUUAUACUAACUGGCUUGUUACAGGAGAGUCAAGCUCGUGAGGCAUAAAGAAUGUUCUGUACACCUGUCACUUUUCCUGUAAUUUCAUGACAUCACACUGAAGACUCCAUUAUCGACAAUUCUCCUCAUUUUUUUAAGGAUUGUCUGAGAGAGAACGUUUGCACUCUUGUCCUGUAGCAUCCUCCUGCUGGACUAUUAAGGGAUGGCAGUUCAGGAAGUCUAUUUUUAGUCAUGCACAAACACUUUUUCCUCUUUAAGGUAAAAAAAAAAGAAGAAUAGCAUGAUUGGAUGUUCUGAAAUAAAGAAUACCUUGUGAGCCAGGCUACCAUGAUAGCAGCUGUAGAGUGUGUGUGUGUGUGUGUGUGUGUGUGUGUGUGUGUGUGUUUGAAAGAGAGAGAUACUAAGGAAUGUGUGUGUUGUGUGCUAAAGACAGUUACCAUGGUUGUGUUGUCAUAAAUCCACACAGAGGCCUUGAGGAGUGAAGCAUCAUGGGAAGGAAGGAGGAGGCACGUGUUUCGACAGACACAUUUUUUUUUAACCCCAAUAAUGUGCCUUUCUUUUUAUCUCUCUCUCUUUUUUCUCUGAUUUAAUUUAUUUAUUCCUACUUUCAUGAUACAGAAACACUAAACCGUAGUUUUGCUGAGGUAACUUUUGUAACUAGUUCCAUCAUCCAGUAUGCGACCGUAUUUGUAAUCGUAUUGUUACAUCUUUGUAAUCAUUAACUCACACCGUUCUCAAUCGAUUGUACAGAAAAUGUUCUUUUUGCUGCUGCUGGUGUGUAAAUGAGCUUCCAGAUUUGCGUCAGGAGACGAUCCGGUCAUUUCCCGCUAAAUAACGAGAAUCCUGUAGAUCAAAAUGUAGCUAUGAAAUGGCAAUAAAGGACAAUUUCAUUUAAA
Silurus meridionalis is the source of this 3738-nucleotide messenger RNA. RefSeq names its product CDC42 effector protein (Rho GTPase binding) 2 (gene cdc42ep2). The record is from RefSeq and is a predicted model, not a curated record. The coding region runs from base 395 to 1057 and encodes 220 amino acids. The transcript has 2 exons. Lineage: Eukaryota; Metazoa; Chordata; Actinopteri; Siluriformes; Siluridae.